Penicillium macrosclerotiorum is the source of this 444-nucleotide messenger RNA. RefSeq lists its product as uncharacterized. Bases 1 to 444 code for a protein of 147 amino acids. The transcript has 2 exons. NCBI's taxonomy places the organism in Eukaryota, Fungi, Ascomycota, Eurotiomycetes, Eurotiales, Aspergillaceae. The record is from RefSeq and is a predicted model, not a curated record.
AUGGAGCCGUGGUCAAAGGCAGCGGUCGAUACCGAACGACAUCAUCACUGGGUAAAUAGGUUCGGGAGGAAUAACGAAGCAAAUCUUUUCCCUGUAAGCCGGUCGUUGGUGCAAGAGGAGACCUUGCGCAGUCGUGGUAAUGUGUUGAGCGGCUCGGGAUCCCGCGUCUCGUCCGGGAUCAUCACGACACGACAACCCCGGCCUCCCGGCAAACAACACCGUCCAAUUUACCCAGAGUUCCAGCCAUCCCCGUUCCCGAAAUCAGCUCCCGACCGUGGCCGGGCCGGACCUCCAGAACUGGUGGGACGUUCACAGACCGGAGGCAUUGCGCAGCACCACUACGCUCUCCGCUCUACCGUCUCGCGUAAAUCCGAUAGGCCCGUCCAGAAACCUGUUGCCCGGUGCACGCUCGAGACCAUGCUCUCCACAUCUGCCUCGCUCUGA